CUUCGGGCUCUGGAUAGUCCAUUUAUUAAAUAAGGCGACAUGACGGCCUCUUUCGCCUCGCCACUCGCAGCACUCACAACCGUAUUUACGCCACCGUGUGCGACAUCGUGGCUCUUGACUACCACGAAAGCGCCUUCACAAUAUCCUCCAUUCCCUACGACGGGGCCUUCCUCAUGUGAUCCUCCGUUUUGGGCAGAGAAUUUAUCUGCUGAGGGUUUCCAUUACUAUUCACCAGCUAUUUGUCCUAGUGGAUUCGUCGUUGGGCCUGGAUGCGAAAUCACCAAGACACGGACGGCUGAAGGAUUCCCUGCGGUUGAGGAUGGGGAGACAGCGGUCUAUUGCGUUCCAAGCGGCCAGUCGUGCACAACAGACACGACAGAUUUCCGGGGAGGUGUGUGGGGAGCGGUAACGAAUGACGGAGUUUUCACAGUUGGGCCGGCCCUGCAAAUUCGUUUUCGGGAGGAGGACUUGACGUCUUUGGAAACACACCCUUUAACACCAGGGUUGUCGCUCGCGGAUGAAACAUCAGCGCCUGUGGCGAUGAGCACACCUGGAACCACAGAAGUGGAGUCAAACACGUCAAGUACUACCACUGAUGAGCCUGCGUCAACAACGUUUCUCGUCGGUGGCUUUACGACGAUACCAAAAGCAACGAGCGUAGUCAGUGUUUCGGUGAUAACCACUGUGUCAUCUGUUGUGGUCAACACGGAACGAACCAGCGUCGGAACGGACAUCAUCGCCACGGUGAGGACAGUGGACACGACGCUCGUCAGCACAAGGUCCGAUGUAGAUACCCAAUCAACCAGCUCAUCUUCUUCGCCAUCCUCGACGACAGCUUUACACGGUCUGGGCUCACCACAAGCUAGCGGCAACAAAAAAGACAACGUGAACACCACAAGCCUGGCCGCCAUUGUCCCCUCUGGCACCUUAAUCGCAGUAGUAGCGGGCAUCCUUGCCUUCCUCUUCGCCCGACGCUAUCGCCGUAAACGCAACAACGAUUACGCAUCAACGUUAAGAACCAGUCGUCUCUCCGCUGUCGGCGUAGGCGUCUGGAUCCGUCGCAGUCGGAAGUCCACUACCGAAAAGGGGCUACCCAGCACGACCAAGGACCUUGAGUCCCAGAAACAUCACCAGAAACAACCCAAAGUAAUCGAUAGGGAGCUCAUUACCACCCAUCCAGAGACCUCAGAACUAUCAGCCGCCCAUAAACCCCUCGGCACGCGAGAAAACCCCGCCGAGCUGGAAGCCACCGAGGCCGCCGUGCGGCUUUCCCGGAGCUUUAGCUGGAUGUCACGGGUGUCAAGGAUGUUGAGUAAGGCUGCGGGGGCGCAGGGUUCUAUGACGCUGUCCACGACGCGAGCGUCUUCGUUGACGUCAGCGUCAAGGUGGACGAGGCAGUCAGAGAUGUCGAUGCAGACGGGACUUGGAUCUGGGUCGGGUUCGGGGGAUUGGGAGGCGUUUGUUAGGGAGAGGUGGCCGGGGGGGUUGACGGUGCCGGCGGGAACUUAUGAAAUGCCGGGGUCGGUUGUGGGGGAGGAGGAUAAGGGAGAGGAAGGAGGGGAAAGGAGGGUAAGGGGGGUUAUGGGGUCGAGUAGUAGGAAUAGUCACGGUGGUGGUGGCGGUGUGGUGAAUGGAAUUAGGGAUUUGAAUAGGGCGAAGUCGGGAAAGCGUCUAGAUGUUGAUAAAGAGCUGCCUAGGCUAAGUAAAUUUAGUAGGUUGAGUGACGGGACGUUUGGGGGGGUUCUCGCUACUAGUCCUCGCAGUCCUCGCAGUCCUCGAAGGCCGGAGGAAUAUGAUAGCUAA
Pseudomassariella vexata is the source of this 1803-nucleotide messenger RNA. RefSeq lists its product as uncharacterized. The coding region runs from base 40 to 1803 and encodes 587 amino acids. The transcript has 2 exons. Lineage: Eukaryota; Fungi; Ascomycota; Sordariomycetes; Amphisphaeriales; Pseudomassariaceae. The record is from RefSeq and is a predicted model, not a curated record.